Messenger RNA from Fusarium fujikuroi IMI 58289, 660 nucleotides. RefSeq lists its product as uncharacterized. Lineage: Eukaryota; Fungi; Ascomycota; Sordariomycetes; Hypocreales; Nectriaceae. Bases 1 to 660 code for a protein of 219 amino acids. The record is from RefSeq and is a predicted model, not a curated record. The transcript has 2 exons.
AUGGGAUGGCUUCUUUCAUGCCGCCAAGCCUAUAUAGAGGGAGUAGAGGUGCUUUAUGGUUCAAAUACCAUCCAUCUUGGAAGCAAGACGCUGCUUGAUAACUUACCGGCACUACUUCUUUCUCAAAGACUUUCAAUUAUCCCAGGCCUCGAGGUUGUAUGGUCUGUCGGUACACAUGAGCAUCAAGGCAGGGUAGCUCGAAACCAAGACGAGUUAGAGAAGAUACUGUACAUUCUCGACACACAGUUCCCGAGCUUAUCCAGCCUUCACCUAGGCAUCAGAAUAGAUCUCCCUAACGUCCAGAUGGUAAAUAAUCGAACUAUCAGGCAACGGGCGUAUCUUGAAGAGAUGCUCAGAAGACUAGACGAGUUCGUCAAGCAGCGGAAAAGCUGUCUUCGUAAACCAUUUACAGUGUCUAUCACAACAUCAGCCUGGAGAGAUUUGGAACGAUCUAUUCGCGCCGGUGAUUACCCUGAAAUGAAACUGUCGUGCAACGGGAUCUGGCGCUGCUUUGUACCUAGUCCCAGAGCCAUGGAGGACCCCGUUGAGUAUCAAGAAGGCAACGCGCACAAAGGAUACUGGAUUUGGAGAGACCAGGAUGGUCUUCGAAGGUCCGCGAUAUCAAUGGCACGCGGACAACUGUUGCCUCAUAUGGUAUAG